This is a messenger RNA of Prunus mume (Japanese apricot), 1034 nucleotides long. RefSeq lists its product as uncharacterized. NCBI's taxonomy places the organism in Eukaryota, Viridiplantae, Streptophyta, Magnoliopsida, Rosales, Rosaceae. The record is from RefSeq and is a predicted model, not a curated record.
CGAAUAUUAAAUAUCACAAAAACUUCUAUUGGAAAAAUCACAAAAGCGAAAUAGAGUAUUUUGGUGGUAAAGCCGCUUAUUUCCAAUCAGCACCAACGCGAACCGCCUGCUCUGGAUAUUGUUGUGCGCGUUGACCUCUUUAUUCUUCGCGGGGCCUCCGCUCUUCGUCUCCAAGCACAAAAUCUAUAAAUAGCACACCACAAAACUCGGAUCCAUAUUCACAGAAAGGAAAUCAAAACCCAGAAACAAAGAUGGACGACAAAGAAGAUACCAACAGAGUCGGCGAAAUCGAGGAAUCGGACCCGAAAUCCGACGGGUCAUCCCGGAACCCGAAUCCGAUUCCGAAAACCGCGAGGACGAAGGUUCCAGAAGUGGAGGUCUACUUGUAUCGGCGAGGCAAAGGCCCGAUCGACACGUUCAGGACGAGCCUCGGGGGUUGGGACCAGAACCAGUUGGAGGUGCGAGACAUUCUUGACAAGUAUGGCUUCAAAUCGCUUUACGCUUUCAAUACCGGGUCGGGUCGCGGCGUUCCGAUCCGGUUUAACCCCAGGAACGGCAGGUCAAUGCUGGCUUAUAAAGAUGGAUCUACGGUUCACAUUGACGGAGAGCCCAAGGAUUCCUUGAUCCAACCGGUGACAAAAAUCUUGCUUGGAGUAGCUGUUAUAACCGUCUUGAUAACCUUGGUUUUGAGAGAUCCUCCACAGUGGGUCCAAAAAUUGAACAUUUCUGGCUUGAAUUUUCCUCCUUGGAUCAUUGCUCUGGUGGUAGUAGUUUUUACUCGGAUGAGGAAGAGAACCGGAGAUUUGCUGAAAAAGUAUGGUUGGUGAAAGGCGCCAUUGAUGCUUUCCCUUGUAAGGCCUUUUUGUUUCUCAAAUUUUGUUAAAAAGAAUUUGAUUCAGUGUCAACUGAAUUUUGAUGAUGAAGCAAGUGAUGCUCAUCUGGACGUCGUCAUAACUGUAAUUGGCGACAAGCUGCACUGAAAGAUAAAUUUGGUUAUGAAAUACCAAACCUCGGAAACAACAUUCCUAAGAUCA